Nomascus leucogenys (northern white-cheeked gibbon) is the source of this 1505-nucleotide messenger RNA. It is a transcript of the gene WHR1, whose product is annotated as winged helix repair factor 1. Gene Ontology annotation, molecular function: protein serine/threonine kinase activity. NCBI's taxonomy places the organism in Eukaryota, Metazoa, Chordata, Mammalia, Primates, Hylobatidae. Gene Ontology annotation, biological process: protein phosphorylation; positive regulation of Ras protein signal transduction. The record is from RefSeq and is a predicted model, not a curated record.
CGCCAGAGGCCGAAGGAUGCAAAAGUGGUUUUAUGCUUUCGAUGAUGCAAUCAUUCAGCGACAGUGGCGGGCAAACCCCUCCCGGGGCGGGGGAGGUGUGAGCUUCACGAAGGAGGUUGAUAACAAAGUGGCCACCGGCGCUCCUCCACGCCGCCAACGAGUCCCCGAGCGUGCGUGCCCUUGGAGGGAGCCAAUCCGCGGCCGGCGUGGGGCCCGGCCCAGCGGAGGUGGUGCUGGGACGCCCGGGGAGACCGUACGUCACUGCUCUGCGCCGGAAGACCCUAUUUUCAGGUUCUCUUCCCUCCAUUCCUACCCCUUCCCCGGUACCAUAAAAUCCCGGGAUAUGAGCCGGAAGAGGCAUCACCUGGUCCCGGAGACUUUUGGAGUUAAGAGGCGGCGGAAGCGAGGGCCUAUGGAGUCGGAUCCUCUUCGGGGUGAGCCAGGGUCGGCGCGCGCGGCUGUCUCAGAGCUCAUGCAGCUGUUCCCGCGAGGCCUGUUUGAGGACGCGCUGCCGCCCAUCGUGCUGAGGAGCCAGGUGUACAGCCUCGUGCCUGACAGGACCGUGGCCGACCGGCAGCUGAAGGAGCUUCAAGAGCAAGGGGAGAUCAGAAUCGUCCAGCUGGGCUUCGACUUGGAUGCCCAUGGAAUUAUCUUCACUGAGGACUACAGGACCAGAGUCCUCAAGGCCUGUGAUGGCCGACCGUAUGCUGGGGCAGUGCAGAAAUUUCUAGCUUCAGUACUUCCAGCCUGUGGGGACCUUAGUUUCCAGCAGGACCAAAUGACACAGACCUUUGGCUUCAGGGACUCAGAAAUCACGCAUCUGGUGAAUGCUGGAGUCCUCACCGUCCGAGAUGCUGGGAGCUGGUGGCUAGCUGUGCCUGGAGCUGGGAGAUUCAUCAAGUACUUUGUUAAAGGGCGCCAGGCUGUCCUUGGCAUGGUCCGGAAGGCAAAGUACCGGGAGCUGCUCCUAUCAGAGCUCCUAGGCCGGCGGGCGCCUGUCGUGGUGCGGCUUGGCCUCACCUACCAUGUGCACGACCUCAUUGGGGCUCAGCUAGUGGACUGCAUCUCUACCACUUCGGGAACCCUCCUCCGCCUGCCAGAGACAUGAAGAUUCUGCUCAUCAUUGCUCAGCUCCUCAGAGUGGGCCAGGAGGGGACUAGAAGAUCUGCAUGAUGGUGGCUGAGACAGGGUUACCUUGGGAAGGCUUGGGAGCCAGGAUGAGUGUUGGGCUCUCAUGUGUGCAAAAGGUCAGAUGUGACUGCUGCUGUUUGUCUAAUCUCUGACCCAGUGGUGGGGUUUGAGUAAUACUUCUCUGCCCUUCCAUGGAAAGUGGAACCAGAAAUGGCGCCAAGGCUGUGGCUGUUCCCUUUCGUGUAAAAUGGUGCUGUUAUUACUCUGUCUUGAAAUAGGAAGGUGGGAUUUCUGGGGAGGCUGGUGAAGGAGGGCAGGGUUCUUUUCUCUACGUGUCAUGUUAAAAUUGCCAAAUAAAGUACCUCUGCCUCUGA